Molecule: messenger RNA, 1977 nt
Organism: Setaria italica (foxtail millet)
Lineage: Eukaryota; Viridiplantae; Streptophyta; Magnoliopsida; Poales; Poaceae
Product: UDP-glycosyltransferase 73E1
Exons: 2
Coding region: 141-1601 (486 amino acids)
Molecular function (GO): UDP-glycosyltransferase activity
Source: RefSeq, a predicted model, not a curated record
GCGAUCUUGUUGCCUUCUAUAACUUCCAUGCGGUGCGCGCGCCGCAUUGUUUACUCCGUAACACGACAGAUCGCCGUGCUUAGGCAAGAAGAUCGCUCCAGCCGCCCCGGCCAAGCCCACAGCAUCAAGCUAGUCAAACCAUGGCUUCCCCUACACGGAGCAACAAGCUGCGCAUCCUUCUCAUCCCGUUCUUCGCCAGCAGCCACAUCGGCCCCCUCACGGACCUCGCCUUCCACCUCGCCGCGGCCAGGCCGGGCGUCGUUGAGGCCACCGUCGCUGUCACCCCCGCGAACGCCACGGUCGUCCGGUCAGCUCUGGCCCGGCGCGGCCCCAGCGCCGGUGCCACGGUUCAGGUGGCGACGUACGCGUUCCCGUCCGUGGAUGGCCUCCCGCCGGGCGUCGAGAACCUCUCCACGGUCGCAGCCACGGACGCCUGGCGCAUCGAUGCAGCUGCCUGGGACGAGGCGCUGAUGCGGCCGGGACAAGAAGGUCACAUCAGGGAGCACUCGCCGGACGCCAUCAUCACCGACCCGCACUUCUUCUGGAACGUCAACGUUGCUGCGGACUUGGGAGUGCCAUGUGUCACGUUCCACGCUAUAGGUACGUUCCCAACACUGGCCAUGGUGAACCUUGUCCUCGGCGGCAUCCACAACUCCACCGGCAGCGUGGUGACUGUCCCAGGGUUUCCAAACCCAGAUAUACGGGUCCCUCUUAUGGAGCUCCCAGAGUUCCUAAGAACCCAGCAAAUAAUCCCUCGCUCCAUCGGAGACCGGGCAGUUUCGGCGCAAGGAAGAUGCCUCGGACUCGCCGUCAACACUUUCUUCGAUCUGGAGCAUGGGUACUGCGAAUUGUACAUGCGCAAUGGCUACGUGAAGCGCACCUACUUCGUCGGCCCCCUCUCGUUGCCAUCGCCAUCUGCCGGAGCAAGCGCCGGCAACUCACCUUGCAUCCGUUGGUUGGACACGAAGCCAACCCAGUCAGUCAUGUAUCUAUGCUUUGGAAGCUUGACUCAUGUCUCUGAGGCUCAGCUUCACGAGCUGGCUCUCGGGUUAGAAGACUCCGGGAAGUCCUUCCUGUGGGUGGUCAGGGGUAACGCGUGGAUGCCACCGGAGGGGUGGAAGGAGCGCGUUGGGGAUAGAGGGAUGGUCGUCACAGGGUGGGCGCCGCAAACCGCGAUCCUCGCACAUCCAGCGGUAGCGGCGUUCGUGACGCAUUGUGGAUGGAACUCUGUCAUGGAGACUGUAGCAGCCGGCGUGCCGGUGCUGACGUGGCCGAUGGUCUUCGAGCAGUUCAUCACCGAGAGGUUCGUGACGGAAGUGCUAGAAAUUGGAGAGCGGCUGUGGCCGGAGGGUGCUGGAGUGAGGAGCACAAAGUCUGAAGAACAUGAGCUGAUCCCAGCCGAGGCAGUGGCACGAGCGGUGGCCAGGUUCAUGGAGCCCGGAGGGGCAGGCGAUGCCGCGAGGAGCAGGGUCAAGGAGCUCUCCGCAAAGGCUCAUGCGGCCAUGGCUGAAGGUGGCUCCUCCCACCAUGACCUGCGGCGCCUGAUUGAUGAUCUCAUCGAAGGAAGAAACGCUGGUGCAGGGGACGAUGCCACAAUCUGAUACUCUGAUUUGAGCUCAGAACCUGGAUAGAUAACUCGGUGUGGAGGAAGUGACGUCCAAAAAUCAAUUUUCUGAAAAGGAAGUUUGUGCCUCUCCUGUUGUCUAGGCUGAGUGUUGCUGAAACCCUGUCUGUUGUCUGUACUGCUGAAAGUGUUGUUGGUAACUGUUAAGCAGGGUCGUGUGUUUUUGCUUGCUGGUCUGGUCGCUCAGGCAGGGCAUCUGCACAUAAUCUUCAGGUAGACACUCUAGCUGCUAUGUUACUCAAGGAAAAUGGAGACAACUUGAUGUGGUCUCUUCGAAAUGAUAGUUUUGUAUCUUGCAGUCGACACUUAUGCUUGGAGGCUUUUGUUUGAUAUUGUGUCGAAUAUUUGUACGA